Molecule: messenger RNA, 3135 nt
Organism: Chelmon rostratus (copperband butterflyfish)
Lineage: Eukaryota; Metazoa; Chordata; Actinopteri; Chaetodontiformes; Chaetodontidae
Product: probable ribonuclease ZC3H12C
Exons: 5
Coding region: 1-2811 (936 amino acids)
Cellular component (GO): nucleus; cytoplasmic ribonucleoprotein granule
Molecular function (GO): RNA endonuclease activity; metal ion binding; mRNA binding
Source: RefSeq, a predicted model, not a curated record
AUGGGCGUGAAGGACCAUCUGGAGGAUGGGACAGGCCACAUCCUCAGCCUGGGGCUGGAUCUGGACUACCUCCAUGUGGAAGGUGCUGAGCGGCAGGCCGUCCUGAGCACUGCGAUUGGCGCUGGGAAUAUAGGGGUCCUACAGGUCAGAGCUGGUGCCCCGACCAACAGCAGCAACAGUAUUGCCAAUAGUAGCACCAGUUUCAGUGCUCAUUCAAGCUAUAGCAGCAGUAGCAGUUACAGUAACUUCUCUGAGGAGAGCGCUGUCUCCGACAGUGAUGAUGAACGACUUCACAAUGGGUCUGGUUCUGAAUCACAAAACCAUCAGCAAGAUCAGCCACCUCACAUUCACCACCAAGAAUCAACCGCGGUCUGUCAGACAGUCAGGCUGGACCUGACACCUAAUCGAUCCCUUGGAGAGCUCCCACAGCCAGAAGCAUCGUCUCCCGCUGACCCCGUCACAGACUACCGCACCAAGGUGGAGUUCGCUCUCAAGCUGGGCUACUCUGAGGAGCUAGUGCUGCUGGUGCUGAGGAAACUGGGCCCAGACGCAUUAAUCAAUGACAUCCUGGGUGAGCUGGUCAAACUGGGAACCAAGACAGAGAUGGAGCAGCAAGGAGGUCUGACUGUCUCCCAGUUUCCCUCUUCCUCUUUGUCAUCCUCCUCCUCCUCCUCCUCCUCCUCCUCCUCCUCCUCCUCCAACUCCUCUCUAGACUCCUGUCGGCUAAGGUAUCCGUCGCAGCUGCUGGAGGACAAAGAAAACCUUCGUCCUGUUGUGGUGGAUGGGAGCAACGUAGCAAUGAGUCAUGGAAACAAGGAAGUGUUCUCCUGUCAAGGCAUCCAGCUGGCUGUUGAUUGGUUCUUGGAGCGAGGUCACCGUGACAUCACUGUUUUCGUCCCUGCCUGGAGAAAGGAGCAGUCGCGACCUGAUGCCCUCAUCACAGACCAAGAGAUCCUCCGCCGGCUGGAGAAAGAGAAGAUCCUGGUGUUCACUCCAUCUCGGCGUGUGCAGGGACGCCGCGUGGUUUGCUAUGAUGACCGCUUCAUUGUCAAACUGGCCUACGAGUCGGACGGCAUCAUUGUUUCCAACGACAACUACCGUGACCUAGCCAAUGAGAAGCCAGAGUGGAAGAAAUUCAUCGAUGAGCGUCUGCUGAUGUACUCCUUUGUAAAUGACAAGUUCAUGCCACCAGAUGACCCACUGGGACGCCAUGGACCCAGUCUGGAGAACUUCCUGAGGAAGAGGCCUGUUAUUCCUGAAAACAGGAAGCAGCCAUGUCCUUAUGGGAAGAAGUGCACAUAUGGACACAAGUGCAAGUUUUACCACCCUGAAAGGGGAAGCCAGCCCCAGCGUGCCGUGGCUGAUGAGCUCCGUGCCAGUGCCAAAAUUUCAUCAGUGGCUUCCAGAGGCCUGCUGGAAGAUGCCCUGAUGGGGAAGAGCCAAAGUUCUGGGCAACCAAAAGGAAUGGCUGUGGCUGAGCAAAGUCAAGGCACGCCAAAGAAACAGCAUGGCUCCAGCCCUCGGCACUCGUUCAGUGACCUCCUGGCGGACAGGCUUCGGGUCCAGUCCAAAGUGGAGGGACGCAGGGGAAGCAACAGCAGCAGCGGCAGCAGCUGUAGCAGCAGCUUUCUAGGGCCUCCUGCUCCAGGGGGGCCCCCUUCAUCAGGAAGCCUGGACCGAUUGGAGCACCCUGGAGGAAGUGUUGAAGGCAGCUCCAGGGUUGCUGGAGCCUCGGGACUAAGCAUGUCUGAGACUUACCACAGAUGCGAGUCUCCAGACCUGGGCUACAGCUCGCUGGUAAAGGCCUACUCUAGCCUCAGUCUGGUAGUACCACAGAGUCCUGAAUGCUUCUUCCCAGCUGAUCUGCGAGCUGGAUCACUGCCAUCAGACUGUAGCAGUGAAGGCAGUGUCAGCUCAGACUCUUUCUCCCCUGACCCCUUGUUAGAUGAUGGACCCAAGUGCCACCAUCACCACCACCAUCCUCACCACCAUCAUCACUGCUCUGGCCAGUAUGCCUACCCUGCAAGCCGUGUGCCUCCUGGUCUGGGCCAGCAUGCUCCCCACAGCCAUCACAUUCCUCAGGCACUGCGGAGACAACAUGCUUUUGCAAUGGAUGACCCUCCACCUUCCAUCACCUCUCAUGCAUCUCCACGUCCCUUCAAGCCUGCUUCAGCCUACAUCCCACCCCACCCUCAGCAUCCACUGCUCAGCAGUUUCCCAGCGGAAUUCCAAACUCGUCCACCUCAUCCACCCCAAACACCAACUGCUCACUCCCACUCUCAGAACUCUCCCCUCCGCCGCAAUGUGAUGGGCUCCCUUUGGCAGGAAGGCGGGCUGCAGGACUCCCAAGUGUACAAAGGCUCACCACUUCAUCCCAGAAGAAGCCACUCCGGUCUAAACCAACAACCACAGCAUCAGGUCAACUGGGACCCCCAGUACCAGCAGUCCCCUAAGCCUUGCUAUGAUCUGUUUGCCUUCCAGAGCCUUCCAGAAGUCCGCGAGAAGGCUUGGCACUCUCCUUGGGCCAGGCAGGUCCAUCCAUCACCCCCAAUGUCCAGUCUUCCACCACUCCCACAGCUGUCCCUACCAUCCAUCACUAACCACAAGGGCCACCUGCCUUCAGUGCCCCAGCACCAGGAGCCCCCUGCCUUGGGUCGAUACCAGGACCUCAGGGAGAGGGUGUUCGUUAACUUGUGCCGCAUCUUCCCUCCAGAUUUGGUGCGGAUGGUGAUGACGAGGAACCCUCACGUGAUGGAUGCUCAGGAGCUUGCAGCUGUGAUUUUGAUGGAGAAAUCGCAGCAUGUUUCUUGAAUUAAGCCAGAAGGUGAAGCUAAAGCUUCAUCAUAACAGUCUUCUGCAGGUUUCUCUUGCAAUCAUCUUUAUUAUUAAUGUCAGGUUGCACAUAACCAAACCAAAAGCACAAGAUAUAAAGCUCCUUAAGCUGUGGACUACUUAUUUCAAGUGCAGGGAAGUUGUCUCAUUAAUUUUUAAUUGUGCUUUUGUAAAGGGAAAUCCCAAAAUCGCCAUAUUUUUUCACAAAUAUGCCUGAUAUUUCAGCACUUAAAAUCAGGAAAGGAUGGAGCUUAAUGUGCAUGUUUGGGCUUUUGGUUAUGAGUCAAGACACCUGUGUGCUUA